CUUGAUCAGAGAGAUUUUUUGUUGCUAGCAAAGCAGAAUUGGGGAGAUUUUUGGUUUGUUGGGGGUGAUUGGAACGAGAUCACAGGACAUGAAGAUAAAAAAGGUGGUAGAACCAGUGCUAACUCUUCAUUCAAACCUUUUAAUGGGUUCAUCGAUAAUCUGGGAGGGCAAGACUUGGGACUUCCGGGCCCCCAAUAUACUUGGGAAAACUGCAAGUCAGCAGAGGGUUAUGUUGAAGAAAGGUUGGACAGGGUUUUUGCAUCUAUCAGCUGGGCUGCCCAUUAUUUAUCUGCUAAUGCACUCAAUGUCUUCAGAUCAUCAUCUGAUCACAACUUGCUUCUCUUGAAACCUCAUUCUGCACAAACUCCCUCAAAGAAAAGAUUCAUCUUUGACCAGAGAUGGGUCUCAACACCUGGUAUCCAAGAGGUAGUUGAUUCAGCCUGGUCUAAUUCCAACAAUGGCACUCCCAUGUUCAACCUGCAAUCCAAAAUCAAGAAUACUAGGGUUGAAGUCCUAAAAUGGAGCAAAGAUUUGAACUCAGACAGGAAGAAAAAGCAGGAUCAACUUCACUCUUCACUUGAGCAGCAAAGACUAGUAGGAACUCUUGGAUGA
Striga asiatica is the source of this 612-nucleotide messenger RNA. The record is from the annotation of a GenBank genome assembly. Lineage: Eukaryota; Viridiplantae; Streptophyta; Magnoliopsida; Lamiales; Orobanchaceae.